AUGGACAAACAGUUGGCCAAUCCCAUCACCGAAAACCAGCUGCUCAAUGUAGUGAGAGAAAUAUGCGAUGAGUUAGUUACUGCAGAAAGAGAAUGCAUUGAUGUGGUGAAUUUCGUCUCACAAGUAGACCAAAUCGCGGGACUAUCGGAUGAACAGUGGAGCUUCUGCACCUCGUUGCACAGAACACUCCUCCACAAGCAUUUUCACUUUUUCAUUGCUUCUCAGCAUCCGGCAGCCAGCGCAAUCUUGAAAAGCCUGGCUCAAAACUACAAGAUGCCCGGACGCAUGUGGCGCUACGGAAUCUACUUCUAUCUGGAGCUGUUUCGCACAAGGCUCCCCAGCCCCAGUGUGCAAGACCAUAUGCUAGGCUUCAUAUAUUUCUCGUAUUCGAUGGUGACGCUUCUUCUAGAGCAGGUCUCCACAUUUGAAGAAAUCUGGACAGAAUGCUUGGGGGACCUAGCACGCUAUCGUGCUGCAGUGGAGAAUUCCGAUGAGACAGUCCGCCAUCACUGGGUAGACAUUUCCAGAGAUUGGUACAAUCAGGAUAUCGAUCAGUAA
Molecule: messenger RNA, 558 nt
Organism: Penicillium nucicola
Lineage: Eukaryota; Fungi; Ascomycota; Eurotiomycetes; Eurotiales; Aspergillaceae
Exons: 1
Coding region: 1-558 (185 amino acids)
Molecular function (GO): protein binding
Source: RefSeq, a predicted model, not a curated record